GUAAAUUUUAGUACAGGAUAAUCAGGAUGAAAAGAUGGCAGCCAUGCUGUUACCAACGGGUCCUGAUGGCUUGCGCCGGUUCACUCGCGAAUCCCUGGCCGCCAUCGAGCAGCGGAUUGCCGAGGAGCAGGCCAAGAACGCCAAGGAUUACCAGGAGGAUCUGGGCAACGUGGAGCUGCCCAUGUCCAGGCCCGACCUGGAGGCCGGAAAACAACUUCCACGCAUCUUUGGUGACAUUCCCCCAGGACUGGUUGGGGUACCUCUGGAUGACAUCGAUCCCUUCUACUUCAAGAAUCAGAGGGUGAGUGUGGGGUAG
Messenger RNA from Oncorhynchus nerka (sockeye salmon), 316 nucleotides. RefSeq names its product sodium channel protein type 2 subunit alpha-like. Lineage: Eukaryota; Metazoa; Chordata; Actinopteri; Salmoniformes; Salmonidae. The record is from RefSeq and is a predicted model, not a curated record. Bases 35 to 316 code for a protein of 93 amino acids. The transcript has a single exon.